AUGCCCGCUCCUAUCCCUCACAAACACCACGACGAAAUCGAACAAGACGGCUUCACCUUGAUCCGCAACUUCCUCACGCCUGAAGAAAUUGAUACUUACCUCGAGGCCUCCGACAAACUCGUGCAGUAUGCACGCGAAGGCAAUUGGCCCGCAGUGAGGACCCGCGGCAAGCAAUUCCCCCCCUGGCCCAAGAACUUCAGCCCCGACAUCUGGGGCAUCUCAGGCUUGCUCCACCCGGACUUGCACGAACUCUCGUUCCCGUUCCACGACUUGUACGCCAACGACAGGAUCCUCGCUGUCGUGAGUGACAUUUUGCAAGUUGACAAACUGAUGAUCUCGAUGGAGUUGUUGAAUAUGUUGAUUAACCCCAUGACCGAUUUCGAGUUGGACUGGCAUCGCGACACCAUCAAGCCCGAGGUGUCGCCGCUGGAAGAACAAGAAGAGUUGUUGAAUGUUGAAGCUUUUGCUGGCGCCCAGUUCAAUUUGGCCUUGACUGAUGACGCGUGUCUCAUCGUUGUGCCUGGAUCGCACAAGAGAUUGCGAACUGAUGAAGAGCGGGAAAAGACCGUUGACCCCAACCGGAGAAAAGAACAUAUAACAGGUGAAAUUGUCGUCGAGUUGAAGCCGGGCGAUUUGGUUUUUUAUAACAACAACAUCUUGCAUCGGGCCAAGUACGACUCGAGCAAGAAAAGGUUGACUUUGCAUGGAAGCUAUGGCAAUGUCAAACACGGCAAGCUGAGAGCAAAGGGGAUUUUGCAGCACGGUGUUGCUGAAUGGUUGCCUCGACUACAGCCUCGAAAUGAAGAUUUGGCGCGUUUGAAGCAGAAAUUGGUUGAUUUGGCGAAUGAGUUUGAAGGUGUCGACUUGGGCUACGCUCAAGAAGGUUGA
Lodderomyces beijingensis is the source of this 888-nucleotide messenger RNA. Lineage: Eukaryota; Fungi; Ascomycota; Pichiomycetes; Serinales; Debaryomycetaceae. The record is from the annotation of a GenBank genome assembly.